This is a messenger RNA of Salpingoeca rosetta, 1668 nucleotides long. Its product is annotated as coiled-coil domain containing 49. The transcript is spliced from 4 exons. Gene Ontology annotation, cellular component: U2-type spliceosomal complex. Gene Ontology annotation, biological process: mRNA splicing, via spliceosome. The coding region runs from base 86 to 1603 and encodes 505 amino acids. The record is from RefSeq and is a predicted model, not a curated record. Lineage: Eukaryota; Choanoflagellata; Craspedida; Salpingoecidae.
CAACAACAACAGCCAUUCAUUCUCUUUCGCUGUGUCUCCUCCUGUUCCCCUUCAACAACAACAGCAACAACAGCGACAACCAAUCAUGGGUGGUGGCGACCUUAACAUGAAAAAGAGCUGGCAUCCCCAGACGUUCCACAACAUCGAGAGAGUAUGGAAGGCCGAGCAGCGCGCCCUUGCGGAAAAGCGGAAGAUUGAGCAGCUGCGCAAGGAGCUGGCCGAGGAGCAGGCGCGCGAGGAGAUCCAGUCUGCCGCUGUCGAAGCAGGCCUACAGAAGAAGUCCACCAAACUAGAAUGGAUGUACCAAGUCAGCCGCGGCGGUGGUGGUGGCGGUGCUGGUGAAGACAAAGAAGAGUACCUUCUCGGCAAGCCCGUCGACAAGCGUGUGCUCGGCGACACCGCCAAGGAAGAGGACGACCUCAAGCUGGGCACGGCGGCGGGAGCGACGCUGCGGGAAAAGGAGGAGCAGGACCCCGCCGAGCGCCUGCGGGACAUGCAGGCGAAGGUGCGGGAGGACCCGAUGUUCAUGAUGAAGAAGCGGCAGCAGGAGCGCCUGCGCGAGCUCCGCAGCAAUCCCGUGCGCAUGCGGGAGCUGCGAAAGGCCCUGGAGAAGGACACGGGCAAGCACGACAAGAAGAAGCACAAGAAGAAGAAGCACAAGAAGGACAAGAAACACAAGAAGGACAGGAAGGACAAGCAAGGAGACAGGGCCGGCAGCGAGCGCGUCAAGGGCUGGGACCAGCACGACAGCAGCGACAGCGGUGACAACGGUCGUGGCGUUGAGAGCAGGCACAGGGGCGGUGGUGGCUCGGUGCACGACAGACGUCACCAUGACGAUGCUGAUGAUGUUGCAGUGAGGAGAAGGACGAGUGGCCGCAGACACGGCGAUGACGCCGCCGCUGGUGGUGACAGCAUUGGCGGGAUGCAGAGGAGAAGGGGAAGUGAGCGCAGCGAGAGGUACGAUGGCCGCGGUGCUGAUGACGGCGACAGGCGGCGGUCUGAUGGCCGGCACCGGACCAGGUCACGCUCCCGCUCGCCCGUGCAACCACGUCGCCAUCAUCAACGCGGUGGUCGUGGCGAUGAUGGUGGUGGUGAGGGUGUGGCUGCAGGUGGCAGGGUGGCGGAGACAAGCAGGCGGCCGCGGCGACGUCGGUGGGACACAGACAGCAGCAGCAGCAGCAGCACUCGCGGUGGUGAUCGUCAUGGUGAUGAUGUGAGAGGGGAUGAAGGUGAGAGAAGGAGAGACAGGGGUGGUGACGGUCGUGGCGGUCGUGGCGUGGAGGAUGAUGAUGCAGAGGCUGACAGGCGGCGGCUGGAGGCGAUGGUGGCGAAUGCCAGGUGGCGCGAAGGGGUGCGGCGGGAGAACCUGCGCAAGUACGAGGAAGAGGAGAAGCGCGAGGCCGAGGAGGAGGAGAAGGCAGCGGCAGCGCGGCGCAGGCGCGAUCAGGAUGGCGCCGACACAGAGGCAGCGUUUCUCAAGGACGUGCAAGCGGAAGCGUGGCGGUCCAGCAGCACGGCGAGUUUGGCGGACCGUGUGCGAAGGAACGUGCACUACAUCCAGCGCACGGCACAUGCCAUGGAGCAUGGCCUCAAGCGCUCAUGACGACAUUGUGUGUGGGCGUUGUGUGUGUGCAUGUGUCUGCGUGUGUGCAUGUGCAUGUGUGUGCA